Messenger RNA from Fraxinus pennsylvanica, 1428 nucleotides. NCBI's taxonomy places the organism in Eukaryota, Viridiplantae, Streptophyta, Magnoliopsida, Lamiales, Oleaceae. The record is from the annotation of a GenBank genome assembly.
AUGACCAAAUGGCCUAAGCAAAUCACGGCAUCUCUCGUUGAGCAAUUGAUUCGAGCAGAAAAGGACUUAGAGAAGGCUAUUUGCAUAUUUGAUGCAGCCACUGCGGAGUACACUAAUGGCUUCCGGCAUGAUCACACCACAUUUGGUCUAAUGAUCACCAGAUUACUCUCAGCGAAUAAGUUUGUUUUGGCAGAGGAUAUGGUUGGUAGAAUGAAGCACGAGAAGUGUAAGAUCACUGAAGAUAUCUUCUUAUCUAUAUACAGAGCUUAUGCUCGGGUUCACAAGCCUAAUGAUGUAAUCAGGGUCUUUCGCAAGAUGGAUGAUUAUGAAUGUGAACCCACGGCAAAAUCUUACGUAACAGUGUUUUCCAUUCUUGUCGAUGAAAGUCAACUGAAAAUGGCAUUCAAGUUCUAUCGAUAUAUGAGGAAGAUAGGAAUUCCUAUUAGUGUCUUCUCUCUUAACGUGUUGAUCAAAGCACUUUGCAAGAGCAAUGGAACCAUGGAUGCUGCUUUCCGGAUUUUUCAUGAGAUGCCAAAGCGUGGGCACAUUCCAGAUUCAUAUACUUAUGGAACUCUAAUUAAUGGAUUGUGUAGGGCAGGGAGAAUUAGGGAAGCAAAAGAACUUUUGAUAGAGAUGGAGUCAAAUGACUGUUCACCCUCUGUGGUUACCUAUUCUUUGUUGAUACAUGGCCUUUGCCAGUCAAAUUAUUUGGAAGAAGCAUUCGACUUGCUCAAAAAGAUGAAGAGCAAAGGUAUUGAGCCAAAUGUAUAUACUUAUAGUUCCCUUAUGGAUGGUCUUUGCAAAAAUGGGCAUUCUUCACAAGCCAAGGAGCUAUUGGAGAGGAUGAUUAGCAAACGCCAAGUCCCAAAUACAAUAAUUUACAGUUCCUUAAUUCAUGGACUCUGUAGAGAUGGUAAACUUAAAGAUGCUGUAGAGAUUUUUGAUAGAAUGAAGGUACAGGGAUUGAAACCUGAUGCCGGGUUGUACUCGAAAAUUAUCAAUGGGUUUUGUGAGAUUAACAAGUUCUUGGAAGCAGUGAACUUCCUUGAUGAAAUGGUUCUUGCCGGGAUCACUCCUAAUCGUGUAACUUGGGGACUUCAUGUCAGGAUUCAUAACAGGGUAGAUCAAGGACUCUGUGCUGAGGGUGAUCUAAAUCGUGCUUUCCAGUUGUACAUGAGCUUGCGAAGCAGAGGAAUAUCAGUUGAGGCCAAUACCUUUGAAUCCCUCGUUCAUUGUGCUUGCAAAAAAGGAGACCUUUACAAAGCUGCUCGUAUUAUAGAUGAGAUGGUGCUUGAUGGAUGCAUACCUAGUAAGGAAACAUGGAACACCAUAUUGGAUGGGUUUUGGGACAGAAGGAAAGUGCGUGAAGCUGCUGAUCUGUUACAGGCUAAGCUGAUGGAUGAAUGCAAAAAGACUAUUUCCAAUUGA